AUGGCUGCUUAUCUUGGGGAGAAAUCGUUAGCAGAUGUACACCAUGACGGACUGGAUGAGAUCUUGUCUGAAUUGAAUCAAUUCUUCCCUGGUAUUGCAGGCCGGGAAUCGCAUUUUCUAGGAAUACCAGCCUUGGACACAUUGCUGGAAGUCUUUGCGCCAAAAACAUCGGGGGUACCGAAUGCGCCAACUGAUCAACUCCCAUCUCGAAGGGGGCCUGGACCUGACCACGGCCAGUCUGGAGACUUUAUGACGGAAGAUGAAGAAAUGAUCUUGCUCAAUCAAGUUCAGACCGACUAUGUUGAAAUGCCGGGUGAAGUACACCUGCCAGACGAGACAGACCCAUCGGCCAGCUGGUUUCCAGACCCUGAGAGUAUCAAAAAGCGGGCACUCCCUGUCGUGGAGAUCUCAAGCAGCUUGUCAGCCUCGGGAAAGUCACAGCUAUUGUACUAUAUGACUGCACUUGCAAUCUUACCGCGAAAUCAUGGCGAUUUGCUGCUAGGCGGCUGGGAAUCGGCUGUGAUUUUUAUAGACAACGACAAUCGCUUUGACGCCGAAAGACUACGGAUUGUGGCUCGAGGCAUCAUACUGCAGCAGCAACUUCGCUCUGACCCGGAUGCAAAGGAUCAACCGACAGGAGCAACGCUGGGUCAUGAGCUGGAGUCGCUACUUGUCUCUUCACUGCGGCAUGUCCAUGUCUUUCGCCCACAGUCAUCCUCGGCCCUUCUAGCUACACUACAGAGUCUAGAAACCUAUCUAUUUGACCUCUCGAAUCAUCGUUCUGCCUCACGUCCCCUGAAAAUGAUUGCCGUUGACAGCGCCACUGCUUUCAUCUGGCAAGAUCGGCUCCGUGACGAAGUUGCUCGAAUUGAGGAAAUUGGGCGUCCCAGGGCAGAGCUUGAUCGUGAGCGCGAGCGAAACCAGAGCUUCCAUCUGUCUGACCUCUAUGGUGAGCUGGUGAUGGUUUUAAAGCGACUUCAGAGUUUGUUUCAAUGCGCAAUUGUGUUCACAACGACCUCGGGUACUCGUGCGACCCCAUCUAGUGAUGGUCAAUCGGGUCCUGGUCUAUACGACUGGUACCAGUUACAAAAUCCAGCAUUACGGCCUGCUCUCCCGGCGCCAUGGGGCACAUUUCCAACAUUGCGUCUCAUUGUCCAACGGUCUUCUGUUCGUCCAUUUCCACCUAGCAUGGCCCCCAAGGCUGCGAUUCAUGAUGCCCAUUUACGACAGAGCGUGGUUCAGCAAGGCAAGAUAUCGGCUUGCGUCAAUGCCUGGGGACGAGAUGAUUGGCCUCAGCGGGUGGUUGAAGCCAUUGAGGAGAACAACAAGGGCAGCUUUUCGUUUUACGUGCGUGAGUCUGAUAUUGAGAUACCCCAGCCCGAUGAAUGA
Molecule: messenger RNA, 1389 nt
Organism: Penicillium nucicola
Lineage: Eukaryota; Fungi; Ascomycota; Eurotiomycetes; Eurotiales; Aspergillaceae
Product: putative Rad51 family DNA repair protein
Exons: 2
Coding region: 1-1389 (462 amino acids)
Biological process (GO): DNA strand invasion; double-strand break repair via homologous recombination
Cellular component (GO): replication fork; centrosome; Rad51B-Rad51C-Rad51D-XRCC2 complex
Molecular function (GO): four-way junction DNA binding
Source: RefSeq, a predicted model, not a curated record